AAUAUCCUGAUGAGGAACUUGUUGUCUCGGAGUGUGGUGGAGUUUGCACAAUCCCACCUUCACCGAAACGAUGUCCUGAGUUUCCCUUGGUGAGCAGAACUGUUGCUGGACCCCUGUAAAUGGAAGAGAAUGGAAUCCCUUUGUGGCAGCACUGCAUGAGGGCUGUCUGAGCACUGCAGAUGCUGCUCUCACCAGCACCCCAUGGCAGAUUUAGCAGAGGAGGAGAUGGAUAACCCCACGUUCAGGAGUGACACUGUGCUGUCUGAUGUCCACUUGCACGGCCCAAGCAAAAGGCACCUCAUGGUACGACUGAAUGCAGUUGGACAGCCAGUGUUCCUGUCAUAUUUCAAACUCCUUUGGAGCACAGAAGAUUUGGCAUCUGGGAAAUACGUGAGAGAAAUUACCACAGGAAGAGAACAGCAGAGCAGAAGUGGAGAUGAGCUGUGUGACAAGGACAGGAGUAACCUGAAAGAAGAAGGAGAAUUAAAUAGUGAAGGAGUGGAAGCUCUGCUGGAUGAUGAUGGAGACUUGGAAGUGGUCAGAAGGCCUCGAGGUGCCUCUGAUUUGCAAGCAGAGGAUCUUUUGAGGGAUAUAGUGUGCCCUGUAAUUCUGAUGAAAGGGAAGGAAGAUGCUUUUGAAGAUGAAGAAGAGGAGUGCACUUGCAGUGAUGUUGUUAAAAUAGAGCACACUAUGGCAACCCCCUUGGAAGAUGUUGGUAAACAGGUGUGGCGUGCUGCCUUCCUUCUGGCUGAUCACAUUCUCUUCCAAAGGGACGCCUUCAGGGGCUGCUCUGUGCUGGAGCUGGGAGGGGGCACUGGAAUUACCAGCAUUAUCAUGGCAACAGUUGCCAAGAGAGUUUAUUGCACAGAUGUUGGUGAUGAUCUCCUGGCCAUGUGUGAGCAAAAUGUUGCAUUAAACAAGCACCUGAUGGAGCCAGGAGGAGGAGAAAUUAAAGUGAAAGAAAUGGAUUGGCUGAAAGAUGAAUUCUGCACUGAUCCUGAAGCUCCUUAUAGCUGGUCUGAAGAAGAGAUUGCUGAUUUGCUUGAUCACUGUUCUGUGAUCAUGGCAGCUGAUGUGUUCUAUGAUGAUGAUCUGACAGAUGCCUUGUUCAGAACUCUGUAUAGAAUCACACACAACUUGAGAAAUUCUUGCACAGUUUACUUAGCACUGGAAAAGAGGCUGAACUUCACUUUAAGACAUAUGGAUAUCACAUGUGAAGCCUACAGUCACUUUAGAAAUACUCUAAAUGAUCUAGAGAACCUCCAAGAUGGAAAAAUGAAAUAUACAGUGGAGCACAUUAAGCCUGAUUUCUGCCAGUUCCUUGUUUAUGAAAGGAUUGAGCAGUUGGAAUUGUGGAAGAUCAUGGCUGAACACCUAACGUGACAGGCCCAUGAGGAAAGAGAAGAUCUUUACCUAAGGAGAAGGGCUGUUUUGGUGUUGUGUUAAGAUAAGGACUUUCAUCCCAAGAAAAGCCUCUUGCUGGUGGAAUUGUGUUCUCAGAAAGUAUUGCAAUGCAGUUUUGCUUUACAUUUUGGUUUUGGCACUUCGUUUCUUGGACUUGUGCAGUUGGAAGUGGUUUCUUUGAUGUUUCCAAGUACCUGCUGGAUGCCAGGCAGUGGCAGUGACACAGUGACUUGCUCUUUGGGUUGAUGACUUCACUUUUAGAGUCUAGCAAAGAAGUAUUUAACUUUUCCCAUGUGGCUGAUUUGCAGAUGUCGUGCAUUUCCCUUUUCAGUUUACACAACAUGGACACUGUUCUCAGUCUUAUCCCAGUUUCAAAUACAAAUACACAUUAUUUGUAUUUAUGGACACUUGUGAAACAAUGUUCUGGACAAGACUCUUUUGUCAUGAAUG
Melozone crissalis (California towhee) is the source of this 1854-nucleotide messenger RNA. RefSeq names its product methyltransferase 22, Kin17 lysine (gene METTL22). The record is from RefSeq and is a predicted model, not a curated record. Gene Ontology annotation, molecular function: protein methyltransferase activity. The transcript is spliced from 10 exons. Lineage: Eukaryota; Metazoa; Chordata; Aves; Passeriformes; Passerellidae. Gene Ontology annotation, biological process: protein methylation. Bases 202 to 1383 code for a protein of 393 amino acids. Gene Ontology annotation, cellular component: nucleus.